This is a messenger RNA of Xiphophorus hellerii (green swordtail), 3307 nucleotides long. Its product is annotated as ATP-dependent 6-phosphofructokinase, platelet type. Gene Ontology annotation, cellular component: 6-phosphofructokinase complex; cytoplasm; membrane. Bases 136 to 2517 code for a protein of 793 amino acids. Gene Ontology annotation, molecular function: monosaccharide binding; fructose-6-phosphate binding; 6-phosphofructokinase activity. Gene Ontology annotation, biological process: canonical glycolysis; fructose 6-phosphate metabolic process; fructose 1,6-bisphosphate metabolic process. The transcript has 22 exons. Lineage: Eukaryota; Metazoa; Chordata; Actinopteri; Cyprinodontiformes; Poeciliidae. The record is from RefSeq and is a predicted model, not a curated record.
GGAGGAGGAGGGGGGCGGUACCCGCUGCGGCCCUUCAACUGCCACCCUCUCUUCUGCCACAGAUACCCCCAGUGUUACCCUCCGGUGGGCUAAACUUCACCGACAGCCGCGCAGAGACCCCGGGCAGACUGAGAGAUGGCCGGAGCGACGGGACCGAAGCGGCAGGACACCCGGAAAUUUUUCGAGAAUCUUUCUGGAGCUGGGAAAUGCAUCGCCGUGCUGACCAGCGGCGGAGAUGCUCAAGGCAUGAAUGGAGCUGUCCGGGCUGUGGUCCGAAUGGGGAUUUAUGUGGGAGCCAAAGUCUACUUUAUUCACGAGGGGUAUCAGGGGAUGGUAGACGGUGGAGACUACAUCAAAGAGGCGACGUGGGAAAGUGUCUCCAGCGUUCUGCAAGUGGGUGGCACUGUCAUCGGCAGUGCUCGUUGUAAAGAGUUUCGCUCCCAUGAGGGCAGACUAAAAGCUGCUCACAACCUCGUUCAGCGGGGCAUCACUUACCUGUGUGUGAUUGGUGGAGACGGCAGCUUGACCGGAGCCAACCUGUUCAGAGAAGAGUGGAGUGGCCUUUUGAAUGAACUCAUACAGCAAGGGCUCAUAGAUGAAGAGGCAGCCAGAAGUCACUCUCAUCUUCACAUUGUCGGUAUGGUUGGCUCUAUCGACAACGACUUUUGUGGCACAGACAUGACCAUUGGCACUGACUCAGCCUUGCAUCGGAUCAUUGAGGUGGUGGAUGCUAUCAUGACUACAGCUGGGAGUCACCAGAGGACAUUUGUGCUGGAAGUCAUGGGCAGACACUGCGGAUACCUUGCUUUGGUCAGUGCCCUCGCAUGUGGAGCAGAUUGGGUUUUUAUUCCAGAGAUGCCUCCUGAGGAUGGCUGGGAAGACAACAUGUGUCAGAAACUGUCUGAGAACCGUGCUGAUAAGAAAAGGCUGAACAUUAUUAUUGUAGCUGAGGGUGCCAUUGAUUGCCACAACAAGGCAAUAACCCCUGAUUAUAUCAAGGACCUGGUUGUGAGCUGCCUGGGUUUUGACACCAGGGUCACUAUCUUGGGCCACGUACAGAGAGGUGGGACUCCAUCUGCCUUUGACAGGAUUUUGGCCAGUCGAAUGGGCGUGGAGGCAGUGUUGGCAUUACUGGAGGCGUCCACCGACACACCUGCCUGUGUUGUGUCUCUAGUUGGCAACCAGGCUGUUCGACUACCGCUUAUGGAGUGUGUUCAGAUGACUCAAGAGGUACAGAAGGCCAUGGACGAGAAGAAAUUUGAUGAGGCGGUCAGACUGCGCGGCAGGAGCUUUGAAAAUAAUCUGAGCACCUACAGACUGCUUGCUUCUCAAACUGCUCGCUCCGAACUCCAAAAUAGCUCCUUUAACGUGGCGGUGAUGAACGUCGGCGCUCCGGCUGCCGGUAUGAAUGCCGCCGUGCGUUCUGCCGUCAGGGUGGGAAUCACAGAAGGCCACAAAAUGUUUGCUGUCAACGACGGCUUUGAGGGCUUCUACAAAGGACAGAUCAAGGAGAUCAAAUGGGGAGAUGUUGGGGGUUGGACUGGCCAAGGAGGAUCUCUGCUGGGGACAAAAAGAACUCUUCCAGCAAAACAUCUGGAUGCAAUUGCUGAGCAGAUGAGGAUCCAUAACAUCACUGCUUUACUUGUUAUAGGGGGAUUUGAGGCCUUUGAGUCCCUGCUGGAGCUGUACGAGGCCCGGGCCAACUACAAGGAGUUUUGCAUUCCCAUGUGCAUACUGCCUGCCACCAUUAGUAACAAUGUGCCGGGCACUGACCACAGUCUGGGAGCCGACACGUCGCUCAACGCCAUUGUGGAGACAUGCGAUCGCAUCAAGCAGUCUGCCAGCGGCACCAAGCGGCGGGUCUUCAUCAUUGAGACUAUGGGGGGCUACUGCGGCUACUUGGCCACGGUGGGCGGUCUGGCUGCAGGAGCCGACACGGUCUACAUCUACGAGGAGCCGUUUGACAUCCGCGACCUGCAGGCCAACGUGGAGCAUCUGACGCAGAAAAUGAAGACUAGCAUCCAGAGAGGCUUGGUGCUCCGAAAUGAGAAUUGCAACGAAAACUUCACCACUGAUUUCAUCUACCAGCUGUACUCUGAAGAAGGUCGAGGCGUGUUUGACUGCAGGAAGAACAUCCUGGGUCACAUGCAGCAGGGCGGCGCUCCGUCUCCCUUCGACAGAAACUUUGGCACCAAGGUUGCAGCUAAAGCCAUACAGUGGAUCACACGGACACUCAAGGAGUCAUACAAAGAAGGGAAAGUGUUCACCAACUCAGAGGACACCGCCUGCCUGCUGGGGAUGCGCCGAAGGGCGAUGGUCUUUCAACCUGUAGCUCAACUCAGGGAAGAGACUGACUUUGUCCACCGGAUCCCGAAGGAGCAGUGGUGGCUCAAGCUCCGUCCCUUGAUGAAAAUCCUGGCCAAGUACAAGACGAGUUACGACGUGUCCGACGCCGGCCAGCUGGAACACGUGACCCGGGUGCGGCCCAAAGAGAACGACGCCUCGGCCGCGAUCUGAACCACUGCCAAACGGCUUUACUCCCACAGGAAACCUGCUUCACAUUUCAGUGGCAGCUGCUCACACUGAUUGAUUCCUGCAUAUAUAUAUAUAUGUAAGGAAAGAUUAUAAAGGAUAGAGGUAAAAUUUAUAAAAGGAUUUAUUGUAUGAGUGUGGCACUUUUCAGAAGGAAUGUUACAUUUUUUAGUUAAAAUUUGACGAGGGUCAUUUGGAAAGAGUAUUCAUUUUAAGCAAGCUAACAUCUAAGAAAGCUUAGGUAUCCAAAGUUAUUAUACAUAAAUAUAAUAUAAUAUAUGCAGUACUCAUGAUGUAUUUAGGUUUUAGUGCCCCAAAUGUAGCCAUGUCUAAUUAUUGUUUUGUGUGAACACAUCUCAGCCGGGGAUGAAAAUCUUUGAUUAAAUUUGGCUUUUAUCACCUUCACCUGCACUUUGAACUACGUAGUCAAUGUUAUCACCCAAAAGCUGCUUUUAAAAAGGGAAUCAAUGUCUGGCGAAUCACGCGCACUCUCGAGAAUGUCCUGGAAAAUGCUGUAACCCUGAAGGCUUCAGAGUGAGCAGGUGUGUGUACGGUCGAAAGCUAACUGUACGUGUGUGUCGUGUUGUUGCCUUGGCUGCUUGUAUCCAUCCUGGGCUUUCUGUGUUUUCACCGUAUAGUUUUUAUUCAUGCAGGCUGUUGCUGUAGCAAAGCAAAGUAUUUGGAGGAUGUGUGGAACAGCCCAUUGAUAGCGUUAACGUGACGUGAGUGUCCUGUUUCAGAGUAAAUAAAGCUUUUAUGGUGUGGAAAUGCUGAA